Messenger RNA from Apaloderma vittatum (bar-tailed trogon), 819 nucleotides. Its product is annotated as aryl hydrocarbon receptor nuclear translocator-like protein 2. NCBI's taxonomy places the organism in Eukaryota, Metazoa, Chordata, Aves, Trogoniformes, Trogonidae. Bases 1 to 348 code for a protein of 115 amino acids. The record is from RefSeq and is a predicted model, not a curated record. The transcript is spliced from 3 exons.
AUGUACAAUUGUAGGUUGCAUUCUUCACCAUCCGGGGAGUUAAGUCCAUCACAGCUCUUGAGAAAGUCACCUUCUCCAGCUUUAACUGUAAACUGCAAGAACGUGCCAAAUAAAGAGUUGAUUCAGUUAUGUCCUUCAGAAACAGAAGUUCUAGAGACUUCAGAACAAAACCAGGGUGCUAUUCCAUUUCCCAAUAAUGAACCUCUCCUCAGUGGCAAUUCUCAGCUGGACUUCGAUGCAAUAUGUGAAAAUGAUGACACAGCUAUGACAGCUCUCAUGAAUUACUUGGAGGCUGAUGGAGGACUUGGGGAUCCAGCUGAACUCAGUGAUAUACAAUGGGCUCUCUAGUUUUGCUUUUUCAAAAUAAGAAGGAAUGUAAAAUCUGUGAUGCACAACAACCGUACAUCCUCAGUACUGUAUUAUAGUUUUUCUAAUGUUUCAUUUGAAUUCAUACUUACUGUUUUUAAAGACUGAAGCCUUGUUCAGAGAGAGACAGUUUCUGCUGCACCUAUGGAAAAAUGCAAUAUUUUUUUCAUGUUGGGGAAACCUUGAAAUUUUAAUAUUGAACCAUCUGUAACUGGAAUGCUUAAAACACAUUAUAUUUUUGCUAAGAAGCUUUAACCAAAAGGUACUGUACAAUGUACAGGAAUAUUUUUUCUUAGUUUUAAUACUUAAACUUUUAUUUAUUGUUUUUGUUUCAAAUGGUAGAAUAUUGAUUAUCCAUGUUAUUUUCUGUAUAACCUACUGUACUUAGUUUAAGAAUAUUUCUAACUAUUAAAUUUCAUUGAACUGAUCAUUUGCACACACUACAGUUGUAAA